CCCUUUCUUUCUCCCUUCCCCUCCCCUUCCCCCUUCCUGCUCCUGAACCUGCAGCUCCGCCUGGGAGCGGCGGGAGGGACCGAUUCCAUUAGGACUCCACCUCGGCCCUGGGGCCUGGUGGCUUAGUCCUUGGCGAUAGCGACAUGCGGCUCUUGUUCCUGGCGGUGCUGCGGCCGCACACAGGCAACGCGGUCACAGCCGAGCGCCUGCGAGAUCACCUGGAAGCUGCGGGCCACAUGUGCCUUCUGAGAGAUGCCUUUGACUUUGAAAGCCCAUCUGAUGUUGCCAAGCUCAUCACAACUGAGAACAUGGAAGCAGCCCUAGCCCUACACCUCUACCGAGGAGGCAGACUUCUGCAAGGUCAUGGCAUUCCUUUUGGGGUCAUCUUUGGUGGAACUGAUUUAAAUGAAGAUGCCAAUCAUAAAGAAAAAAAUGAAGUCAUGGGGAGAGUCCUGGAGGAAGCCAGGUUCGCCGUGGCUUUCACAGAGGCAAUGAAGGACACAGCGCAGGUGCAGUGGCCACAUGCUACUGGAAAGAUAUUUGUCCAGAGUCAAGGAAUUGCAACAAUACCAAAUGCCAAUUUUGACUGGAACACCUUCCUCCAGCAAUCAGAGAUUGACCAGAAUGCAGACAACCUGUAUGUGUUCCUUAUAAUAUGUGGACUCAGGCCGGUGAAGGACCCUCUGUACUUGGUAGACGCAUUCUCAGAAUGGCAUCAAGAAGAGCCCAAUGUUUACAUGGUGAUUGUAGGUCCUGAGGUGGAUCCAGUGUUUACAAGGGAAGUGAAAGACCGAGUGAGGAGGGCUGCAGGGGUGCGGCUGAUCCGGGAGAUGUGCCAGGAAGAUCUGCAUGCAGUGGUGAAGAACUGUUUUGCCCUAGUCAACAGUUCAGUCUCUGAGGGCAUGUCAGCCGCCAUCCUGGAGGCAAUGGAUUUGGAAGUUCCUGUGCUGGCUAGGAACAUCCCUGGGAACUCGGCUGUGGUGGAGCAUGGAGUCACAGGACUACUGUUUUCAGACCCUCAGGAGUUCAUUCAGUUGGCAAAGAGAUUGCUUAGUGAUCCUGUGUUGGAGAAGGAAAUCGUGACCAAUGGAAGAGAGUACGUGAGGACACACCAUUCCUGGCAGGUGGAGAGAGACACCUACCAGCGCCUCAUCAGGAAGCUGGAGGCGAGCUUGGAGGAUUAAACGAUGGAAGUCUGUACUCGCCACAUCUGUCCUAACAACCAUUGGGUGCUCUGCUCUGGGUAGAUGCCAAAAGAUGGGACCUAGUCCUGGACCACUGAAAUCCUAGA
Messenger RNA from Phodopus roborovskii (desert hamster), 1291 nucleotides. RefSeq names its product glycosyltransferase 1 domain containing 1 (gene Glt1d1). The record is from RefSeq and is a predicted model, not a curated record. Gene Ontology annotation, molecular function: glycosyltransferase activity. NCBI's taxonomy places the organism in Eukaryota, Metazoa, Chordata, Mammalia, Rodentia, Cricetidae. The transcript is spliced from 12 exons. The coding region runs from base 144 to 1184 and encodes 346 amino acids.